Nematostella vectensis (starlet sea anemone) is the source of this 2069-nucleotide messenger RNA. RefSeq lists its product as uncharacterized. The record is from RefSeq and is a predicted model, not a curated record. The coding region runs from base 22 to 789 and encodes 255 amino acids. NCBI's taxonomy places the organism in Eukaryota, Metazoa, Cnidaria, Anthozoa, Actiniaria, Edwardsiidae. The transcript has a single exon.
GUCGAGUGCUUCUUCAAAGCCAUGCGUGCCGAUCAUGACAUGCCAACUAUGGUGGAGUAUGCUUAUAGACAAGCGCGCUGUGUGGAAUAUGACAUGCUCCGAAUUUACCAGAAGCAUUUUACAUACUUCACAGGGCCGAACUCGUUUUAUCCGGAGAAGAUUAUCUCGGGCGAUCCACCAAGUCUGAUGCAGAGGCCAUCCAAGAAAACGCAGACGAAAGAGGGGACUGGUGAUGAGACAGAAGACCGCAGACGUGCAGAGACCAUGCGGGAAUUUACACGGGAGUAUGGGAGAGGAGUGCGACAAGCAAAUGUCCGAGCUAAGACAAAAGAGCUGACAGGAACCCUUCCAUACUCACAGAGUAUGCUGCCUGACCGAAUCGAAACGGGCUCAGACGACGUGCUAGACUUCGUAAGUGAAGCUCGAUCAACGGUCACAGUAAAUGACACCGGUGGAAUUACCAGGGUGCAGGUCUUGUACUACAAAGACGACAUCGUCGCCGUCAGACACGAUCGCCGACGGGAGGCAUUUCCGUAUUGGCUCGCCGUUAUGAUGGAAGACGUUUUGGUCAUCGCUGCAACUGGACGAUUCCAGAAGAACAGCGUAACUUUCAGAUGGCUCGAUCAGACUGAUGACCAUUUAAAAUAUACCUUCCAGGAGGUAUGCAACGGCAAUUCCCUUAGAUGUCUGCUGGCAAUAGAAGAAAGCCUCACCAUUGAUGACAAGAUCGUAACCAUAACUCCCGAAGAAGACAUCAGACGUUCGAGAAUUGCGAACGGUGAUGAUUAGACGGUGGAGACACGGGAAGAUGAGAACGAAGAAAGAAAGUGGCUGACAAAUGGAGAGUCUUCUUCUACCCCCACAGAAGCAACAGAAGAGUCGUUUCCGGCGAGAGUGGAAGGGGUUAGUUUAUCAGGACGCAAAACAACGCGUUUCAUUUUACGAUAGUCGACAUCCUCGCCGUCAGACACGAUUGCCGACGGAAAGCAUCUCCGUAUUGGCUCGCCGUUAUGAGGGAAGACGUUCUGGUCAUCGCUGCAACUGGACGAUUCCAAAAGAACAGCGUAACUUUCAGAUGGCUCGAUCAGACUGAUGACCAUCUGAAAUAUACCUUCGGCGAGGUAUGCAACGGCAAUUCCCCAGAUCUCUGCUGGCAAAAGUAGAAAGCCUCACCAUUGAUGACCAGACCGCAACCAUAACUCCCGAAGAAGACAUAAUAAUAAUUCAAGUUUAUUCGCAUAUGACCUCUCGCCGUGUUUCGACUGAAUUACAGGUAGAGACACAAAGCUAUACUGCAGCAUUACAUUACAUUAAAGUACUUGUGCGUGACAAAGUCUCUUAGUCUGUUGGUGCGCGAAGACUGCAAGCUGGCCGAGCCCCUGCCUGAUCUUAAAGCGUAGGUUAUUGUCCUAGUAAUCGUUCCACAUCAGACACGGAAAGACACGGAAAGAUGAGAACGUAGAAGGAAAGUGGCUGGCUUCUUCUACCCCCACAGAAGCAACAGAAGAGUCGUUCCCGAGGAGAGUGGAAGGCGUUAGUUUAUCAGGACGCUAAACAACGCGUUUCAUUUUACGGUAGUGAUGUCUAAUUUAGUUAUUGUUAUAGGCUCGUGCCAAAAUACUUACCAUAGCUCUCCUAAACUCGCCCUGAUAUUCCACCAAAGCGGGCCACAAUGGCACGAUCAAACAAAAUACCAGAGCCUGAUAGUGUGUUUUGAUAUACAAAGAAGUAGGCAUAUUCUCAGCAACAUUUAUUGCCCGAUGAGUUAAUAAGGUUUCCUUGAUCUAUUAAAUUUGCAAUUUUUCGACUUAUAUCGAAGCAUAGUUAUCCACGUAACGCACAGACAAAAGAUACAGUAUGCUUUGAUAUGCAGUUUUGUUUUUUGAGAGUAAUAAAAAACUGUUUCUUUUAAAAUUUCUUGAUGUGGUCUACACAACGAGCGACACAACGCAAAACGUUUAUAAAUGGAAUCGAAAGGUAAAAACAAAACUUUACGGGCAUUAGAAAGAUUUAGAACAUAUAGGCACUGGAGGUAUUUAAAGUUUUGUAAAAAACCUGGAACACAAAAA